CCAACGAGAGUACGGGAGAGCGCGCGCGCCCCAGACCAAACCAACUGCACCCGCCCGGCAUGGCCAAGAGGCGGAGCCAGCAAACAAAUAGGCUUCAAAUUCUCGACUGCUCUCCCUAGUUUCUCCUUGGCUUAUCUCCGCCCCCAGCCCCGACCCUACCACCCCCACCAAAGGACCACUGCCGAAAAAAAACCCCAAUCUCGCGAUUAGUGCGCGCCAUGGCGGAACCAGGGUGUGAUCCUGAUCUCGGCGUGCCGCCGGCUAAGCGGAGCGAAGUUGAUCCUAUCGUCCCGACUGAGCACCCUUGGAACCUGCCUGCACUGUUCUAUGUGCCCCAGUGUUCCGGCAGCGCAGAUGAGGGUGCUGUGGUGAUACCCCGGGAGGCAAAUCUGCCAAUCGACACAGAAACUAGGAUGGUUGUGGCUCAGGUCUCCCAGGCAGUGGUCGCCGUCGCCUCCAUCGAUGCUGAUGGUGACCAGAUGUGGAAAGGUUCAGGAUUUGUUGCUGAUUUUGAUGAAGCUAGUAUGAUUGGGACAGUCUUUUCAUCAGCAAAAAUAGCUAGACGUGAGCCUUGCUUUCCAGGCAUUGAAAAGAUAAAAGUAUAUCUAUUUGAUGGUACCUGUUAUGAUGCCACUGUAGCAGCAUGUGACUAUCACUGGAAUUUAUUAGUUCUAUCUGUUUCAUUUGACCGUGUUGUCAAACCUAUGAAAUUGGUGGAGAUCAGUGAAAAUAGAAAUUCAAGGGAUCCUCAACUAGAAACAUGUAGUAUUCUGCCUCAUUCAAGUCAUGAAAACCUCUAUCCUGGAGAUACCAUUAUUGGACUCGGUCGAUGGCCAGAAGAGCCCUUUGCGCUUCGAGCGCAUCGUGGAGUUUACAGCACUGAUCGUUGGACUGCUUUCCGCAAACUUUGCCAAGAAAUGCAGAUAGCAACAUUUUUAAACACAUAUGGUGCAAUUGGAGGUCCAGCGAUAAACAGAAAUGGAAGGGUUGUUGGAAUGCUUUUUCAAAGUCUGACUUGUACUCCUUUCCUACCAUCUAACAUCAUUUUAAGAUGGUGGGAACAUUUCAAAAAUACAGGGAAGUAUUGUCGUCCAACUAUAAGGGUUUUGGGUGUGAAUUUGCAUAAUGCCCAGUCUUCACCUUGGGUGAAAGUCCCCGUGUCUUUGCAUGAAGGGUUGGAUGGUAUUCUUGUUGAGCUGGCAUCGCGUGCAGUUUUAUCACUGGGACUACAACAAAAGGAUCUUAUUAUUGGAUGCAAUAGAAGACGUGUUGCUACAAAUUUGCAGUUGUUCGAAAUCUUGGCGGAAAAUAUUGGAAAAGCGGUGGAGCUGACUGUUGUAAAGGCCGAGGAUGGCAGUACGAAAUCAAUACAUCUUCCCGUGGAAGAGGCUGAGGAGGAGAACUUUCACAAGUGGCCAAUCUCAAGCUACUAUGGAGGAUUUUUCUAGCCAGAUGGAGAUUCUACAUUACCUAGCGCCUAAUUCAGAAAUGGUGUAUGCUGUAUUUCAUUUGUUCGAACCAUUUUUAUUUAUGUUGGAUGCUAGUUAAACAGACUUUUAGAUUGCUGAUGUAAAAUACAUGAAGCAUAAUGGCCCAACAAUUCAUUUUCGUAUUGUUGCACACAACAAUAUUUUUGCUAGGUUUCUUGGCCUAUACCACCUUCAAA
This is a messenger RNA of Sorghum bicolor (sorghum), 1666 nucleotides long. RefSeq names its product serine protease Do-like HtrA. Gene Ontology annotation, molecular function: protein binding. The record is from RefSeq and is a predicted model, not a curated record. Lineage: Eukaryota; Viridiplantae; Streptophyta; Magnoliopsida; Poales; Poaceae. The transcript is spliced from 10 exons. Bases 219 to 1448 code for a protein of 409 amino acids.